GGGGAGACUAUCGAGAAAGAACUCGUUUUCAGACUUGUUCAUGUUCUGACCGUGCAACUCAACGUCUUGAACAAACCCAACAUAUAUUAACGACAUUUUCUCGAAAAACUAGUUUGAUUUUUUGUGCGUGUGAUUUUCAAACGAAGGAGCAAAACAAGCUGGUCGAGAAUCAUUCCACUCUCUAAAUACGGCGUCUUUGAUGGUGAGAGCUGCCGUCUGUGGCGCCACUCGUUGAAGCCCUCAAGGCGCGUAGUGAAGUGCGCGCGUGUGCGAGUCCCUCGCUCAGCGCCUCUGUGUGUAUAUGUGUGUGUGUGUGGAAAGGCCAGUUUUUUCUGUGUUAGUAGUCGACUGAUCGUCACGCUCGACGCUUGUCUGUUGGUCGUUCUGCAGUUUUCAGCGACGUACUAACCAAUUCUUGAAAAAACCCGUUUUUUUGUUAAACGAAUUGAAGUGAAUGUGCCGCCAUUUUCCCGCGAUCUCAUCGAUUUCUGUUGGACAACGUGUGUGGCGUGCACUGUGCAUUCUAGUGUUUGUAUGUGCGUGUUGGCAAGGAAUUCUUAUUGACUGCCAUGUUUUUGAUGACCGCCUCUGUUUAAAUUCAUCGCAAACUACCACCAAAUUGUUCAAGUUUAAGUUUAAACACACAAAAAACUGAUUGCCUGAAGGUGGAUCUUCGUUGCAGUGCCGGUGCGCCGCCGAUGCUUUCGUUGGCCAGCAGUGCGGCCAACAUGUCGGCGGCUGGAGGGAGUUCGUCGUCUGGCGGAGGCGGUGCCGGACUAGUGGGUAGCAACAAGCGACAGCAUUGCUACCUUUGCGAUUUACCCAGAACGCCAUGGGCUAUGCUGCAAGAUUUCAGCGAGCCCGUCUGCCGUGGAUGCGUCAAUUACGAAGGACCGGACAGGAUCGAGCUGGUCAUCGAGUCUGCCAGGCAAAUGAAACGAGGUCCCUACCCAGGUGGAGAAUCGAUACCUUCCACUGCCCCUACGUCGUCACAAAGGCCACAAGGACCGGCUGAACAACGAAUCACGACAACACCAGGUCCAGGCAAAUCAAAUCAUCCCUCCGAAAGGCUUCAAAAUCGUCCACCGGAUUUAACAAACGGCAACGCUUCCGAUGGAUUAAAUUUACCAUCUCACGCUCACGGUGGUCAUCAUGGAGGACAUCCUGGUGUACCAUCCAUGUCUCAACGGUCGUCUCAUGGACCUGGUGCAGUUGGACCUCCAAGCGGUUACCUGCAUAUUAACGAAGGACGGCCUCGACACUUGGCAGUUGAUUAUCCGCCUCGAUUGCAACAACAGAAUACUAUUAUGGGACGAAUGGAGUCCCUGGACCACUCAGACCCACGUUCAUCAGUCCGUGGCGGUCCCUCUUCUGGUCACCAUAUGCAAAUCAAUUCACAUGGUCGUUCAGCUGGACCGAAAAGAGAACGAGACGAUGAUGACAACACUCCAUCGCAAGCCACUUCGUACCUGUCGAACAAUGGCAUGAUGGUCCAGUUGCAACACGCUGAUGGAUCGAAACGAUCAGCCCUGGACACGAUAUCUGAAUAUCGGCCACAGCUCACCCGUGGAGAUUCGUUACCAGCUGGAUUGGCCGUUCAAUUUGAUCCGCGCGAUGGCGGGCGAUUGAAUCACAAAGAACGACCGAUUCGGGUCGCUUCUUUCGACGCCACAUCUUCAAAUAAAGUAUUUCCCGGAAUUCCGUCUGCAGCCGGAGGUGGUGGUGGUGGAAAUCGUGGAGGAGUGACGGCUUCUCCGUUGACCAGGAACAGUCCACCGGGCGGACCUCACCAGCUUCCGCCAGGCCAUCCUCUCAUGGUGCCGCCACACUCGUCAGCCGGCCCUUUGCCACCUAGCAACCACGGACCAUCCCAGCAACAAUCAUCGCAGCAGCAUCCGCAUCACCCAGCAACGUCCAUCAACAUCAACGGUGGCCCUCCUUCAUCGACUCCACCCUUUGCUGGUGGCCCACCUGGGUCUCAUUCUCAUCCGCCUUCUACAACCGCCAGUGGAUCAAGCGGAGGAAAUACGGCUCCGCCUGCCAAUCCAGGCAAAGCGCCAUCGCCAAUGCAAUCGCUCAUUUCCGUAGCUGAUACAAUCCUUCCCGUUUCGAAUUCACCGCGCGGAAGUCCGCCAACCGGACUGCCGCCCGGAGCGGCCCAACUAUCCCGUACGCCAUCAAGGGGAUCCCAACAUUCUCCUAGUUCGUCAGGAUCGGCCACAAGUCGACGAUCAUCUGGCAACGGUGCGGCGACGGUAAGCAACGGUCGCCAUGGUUCGACGUCCGAGGUCAAUGCGACAAGCACCAGUCCAUCCGAUCCGGGAUCUCACUACGCUGGAUCAGAUAGUGGCGUAAGCAGUGGCAGCGGAAGCAGCAAUAGUAGCAACGCAACAACAGCCGCCAUUCCGCCGAAUGUCGCAGCCGCUGCGGCGGCCGCGGCGGCUGCGACGCUCAAGUGCACCAUAUGUCAGGAGCGGUUAGAGGACACGCACUUUGUCCAGUGCCCUUCGAUCUCGCAUCACAAGUUUUGCUUUCCUUGCUCACGCGAUAGCAUCAAGCAGCAAGGUGCCGGAUCGGAGGUUUACUGCCCCAGCGGAGAGAAAUGCCCGCUGGCCGGGUCCAAUGUGCCCUGGGCCUUCAUGCAGGGCGAAAUCGCCACUAUUCUCGGCGAAGAGAUGAACAACAAGCCGCUCACGAAAGAGCGGGAAACUUGAAAAAUAAAUUCAAUUCGUUUUUCGAGAGGGAUAGAAGAAGCCCUUCUCAUAUAAACACACACACACAAUCUACAUGUUGAGCUCUCUUUUUCUGGUUCCUCCGUAUUCCUUUUUUGAGAUCGGAGUUUGUUUUCUAUUACGAUCUUUUUUGUGGCCCAGCAUUUUUGCGGUCGUUUUUUUUUGUCUCGAUUCCCGCGUGGAUCAUGCCGGGCGUGUUUCUCCACACACAUACA
This is a messenger RNA of Daphnia carinata, 2947 nucleotides long. It is a transcript of the gene Pits, whose product is annotated as interferon regulatory factor 2-binding protein 2-B-like. Gene Ontology annotation, biological process: regulation of transcription by RNA polymerase II. The transcript has 4 exons. NCBI's taxonomy places the organism in Eukaryota, Metazoa, Arthropoda, Branchiopoda, Diplostraca, Daphniidae. Bases 699 to 2714 code for a protein of 671 amino acids. Gene Ontology annotation, cellular component: nucleus. Gene Ontology annotation, molecular function: transcription corepressor activity. The record is from RefSeq and is a predicted model, not a curated record.